Messenger RNA from Macrosiphum euphorbiae (potato aphid), 300 nucleotides. Lineage: Eukaryota; Metazoa; Arthropoda; Insecta; Hemiptera; Aphididae. The record is from the annotation of a GenBank genome assembly.
AUGUCGAAUUCAGAUUCAGAUGAAGAAGACAUCAUUGAUUAUUAUCAAUACCGUAAGCUAUGGAGAAUACAGAGGGAACAUUGGGUACAUCCAUACAUAAAAGAAAAUGCAAACUUAAGGCUAUUUGUUGCAGCACAAGAACUAUCUCAGACGGAUAGAAAAUGUAUUGCUUUCUACAGAAUGUCGAAAGAAACUUAUCAGGAAUUAUCAAGGAUGGUUGGCCCUUUCUUGGAGAAAAUGAACACAAAUAUGAAGGAAUGUGUGCCUGCCGCUGAACGAAUAUUGAUCACAUUGCGGUAA